AUGAACAAAGAUGGUCAGCGGAUGUCCGCGUACUUCGCCACUGGGUUUUCAAUAAUGUUCGCCUUCGUUUGCAUCACCGUAAGUGGAUCAUCACUCUAUUUCGAUCGUCUUCGUUGGAGUACGUUACUUGUGGCGAUAAGUUGUGCCAUCGUACCUGUGCUGGCGAUUACGACCACCUUCGGCCUCUGCUCAUUCAUCGGCAAUCGAACGAAUUCGCUCAUGCUCAUUAUGCCAUUCUUGAUAAUGGGCAUAGGAGUGAACGACUCAUUUCUCACAACACACGCUUGGCUUCGGCAGCCGUUACGACAACCAGCCGCAGUGCGACUGGGUAAAGUACUGGAAGAAGUGGGACCAUCAAUAACUACAACAACACUGACAAAUGUAGUUACCUUUCUAAUAGGAUGGCUCACACCAACAGAAGAAAUAUCGAUUUUCUGUUUUGGUAGCGCGAUGGCUCUCGGUUUUGCCUACAUCUACACAGUGAUUAUCUUCUGUCCUAUACUUUACUACUGCACGCUGGAGGAGUCGAAAGAGGCGCACGAAGGUUGCUUCAGGCGCAAGGGGAAGCGCUUCUUUCGAGCCAUUCUCCGAGGUUACAGCUGUGUCCUCGCAGAUCGCCGGGCAGCACUAGUUCUAUUCCUAGGAACUAUUGUGUACUGGUACUUUGGUAUUAUGGGCACGAUAAGCAUCACAGCCAAAUUGGAUACCGAGAAAAUCCUGCCAAAAGACACUCCUAUUCACAGACCGAAUCGCCUUGUAGAAAACAUAGUUUGGGCUGAGUACUACCCCGUGACGAUCAUUGUGAACAACCCGGUAGACGUGCGCGAUGUGGAUCGUUUGGAUGAGGUGAACGCGUUUGUGGCGGAAUUCGAACGCCUUCCCACUUGUCGAGGCUCCAACUUCACGAUGUUUUGGUUGCGAGAUUAUAUCGACUACUAUUGGGGUGUUGGUGUGAACGACUUCGACUUCUAUUUUGAUGCUGAUGAGUAUCCAGAUGAGAAAGAGUUUGGGUUCAAAAAACUAGCUGGAUUUCUUGGCAAUCCGCUCUACAAGCAUCACAAGGCCUUCCUCAAUCUCGACUACAAUAAAACAGCCUUGAGACUUACUCCAACAAUAGCUUGCUUUCGCUUUAAAAGUGAUUGUUCCUUGGUUUUGGGUCUCUGUGCGGCAAAAUUCUCUCUGGUUGUUGUAUACGAGAACAAUACGUCGUGGGACGAUCGGAUAGAUCCUUAUGCUAAAGUGCGAGAGCGAUCGUUUGACAGGUACCCAAGCCUCAAUGCAAGUGUUUGGAAUGUGAAUGCCAUGUUUGUUGAUCAGAUGUUGAGCUUGAAGUCACUAACGUGGCAGACAUGCUUGUGGACGUUGUUCUGUAUGGCAAUCGUUUGUGCUAUUUUCAUUCAAAAUCCAAUUUCGGUUAUCAUGGCCACCACUGCGAUUGCAUCCAUCAGCCUUGGUGUUAUGGGGUACCUCUCAUUCUGGCAUCUUGACCUCGAUCCUGUUUCGCUUUGCGCCGUUCUUAUCAGCAUCGGCAUGGCCGUCGAUUUCGUUGCUCAUACUACAUACCACUACCAACUGUCGUACCGCGAAGUGGUUCGAAAAGGCCAAGAAAUGCGAGUUGAUCUUGACACCCCGUACAGCAGGAUACGACAUACAAUCAGCAAUAUCGCGUGGCCAAUGUCACAAGCAGGCAUUUCCACUGUUAUCUGCAUUCUACCCAUCGUCGUACUACAGAUUCCAUUGCGGUCUUUUGAACAUUCACUGUUACGGGGUCCUAUGUGA
Cooperia oncophora is the source of this 1779-nucleotide messenger RNA. Lineage: Eukaryota; Metazoa; Nematoda; Chromadorea; Rhabditida; Trichostrongylidae. The record is from the annotation of a GenBank genome assembly.